AGUAGGAAAUAAUUAUCAACAUUAUAUUUAGUCAAAUUUAGCAAAAACAAAAGAAACAAAGAAACAAAGAAAAAAUGUGGGCAGGAUACUGGCUAUGCUCAAGCUUUUUCUUUUCUUCGUGGGGAGAUCGCAUGUGGAAUUUUGCUGUUGGAUUAUAUUUAGUAAAAAUAUCACCUGGGUCCUUGCAACUUACAGCCAUAUACGGCACAGUGGUAACAAGUUCAGUUAUACUGUUUGCUCCAGCCAUUGGGAGCUGGAUUGAUCGAAAUAACCGUUUAGUAGUUAUACGCACCUUACUGUUGUUACAAAAUGGCUUUAUAGUUUGUUCAGCAUUGUUUGUUAGUUUAAUUCUGUUUAGAAUCACAGAAAACAAAAAUAUAUUAAAGUUAUUCGAAGUUUUGAUAAUUUUAUUUGGAGCUGCAGCAAAUCUAGCGUCACAAGGUGAACAGAUAUCAAUUACUAGAGAUUGGGUGGUUGUGAUUUGCCUUAAUAACAAAGAUAGUAUGGCAAGGUUGAACGCUCAAAUGCGUAGAAUCGAUUUGACCGUCACAAUACUUGCCCCAGUUGCUGUUGGCUCUCUCAUGUCAUUGAUAUCUGAUUUAUCUGGAAUAGCUUUUAUAUGUGUAUGGAAUAUUUUAUCUGUUUUUUCAGAAUAUUUUCAGUUACGUCAUAUUCAUCAAACAGUUCCCGAGUUAACAAAAAAACAAAAAAAUGAGUAUACCGCCUUAGAAGAAACUGAAAAUGACCGCCAAGUAGCAUCAAGGUCAAGUGCAUUUGAAAAAUUUAAAAAUUUUUAUGCGGUUUUGAAUAUAUAUAAAAGACAAAAUGUUUUCUUGGCUGGUGUUGCUUUUGCUAUAUUAUCCCUUACUGUACUUGGUUUUAAUUCAGUAACAGUUGGAUAUGUUUACUCGCAGUCGGUAAAGGAGAUUUACGUUAGCAUUUUAUUUGGGACAGGAGCUUUAUUUGGGAUUUUGGGAACAAUGAUUUUUUCGUUUUUAAGAAAUAGAAUUGGCUUGGUAAAAACUGGCAUUAUUGCACUUGGUUUUAAAUGCAGCAUGUUAUUGUUAUGCGUUGCAUCGAUUUGGGCUCCUGGAAGUCCGAGUAGUUUUAAAGUAUCUUCAAAAAAUUAUAUUACUGGAAUAAAUAAUACUAUUGUAAAUAGUUCUAUAACAAGUAAUAACAGUUUAUUUUAUGUACAACCUCAUAAUCCUAGUUACGUUUCUAUAUUGUUGCUUAUGAUUGGGAUAAUUUUAUCCCGUACUGGGUUGUGGAUGUUUGAUCUCACCAUAACACAGCUGCAACAAGAAAAUGUUGAAGAAGAAUUUCGUGGGGUUGUUGGUGGAGUACAAUUUUCUUUAAAUUCUAUUUUAGAUUCAACGCAAUAUAUAUUAACUAUUUUUCUCUAUAGACCUGAAGAUUUUGGAAUUUUAGUUCUUAUUUCAUUUUGUGCGGUGUUUUUAAGCUUCCUCAUUUAUGUUUUUUUUUUGACCAAGUCAAAGUCUCUUUUAAAAUAAUUUUUAUCUUUUUUAACAAUAUAUAUGAGCUUUUAUAAACUUUAUAUUAACAUCUUUGAUUUAUCAAUAAACCAACAUAAAUUGUUCUUAAAAAUCCACUUUGUUAGUUUUUUUAACUGAACUUUAAAAACAAUCUCAAUAUUAAUAAUUGAAAAGGUUUUUGGAACUUUAUACGUCAUUAUUAGACACUAGAUAAUCGAGGAUCGAGGGGCACAGUGAAAAAUUGGUAUUUCUACAAAGAUUAGAACUUUGUUCAUCUUGAUAAUGUUAAUCAUUUUAUGUGCUCAUAUAUCAGUCAUCUUUUUUUAUAGUUGUUAUCACAUAAUUUUUGACUACCGGUUUUUGGUAGGUAAUUUUUGUUUUUAGCUAACUAAAGUUAAUUUUCUUACCGUCCUUAUGUUUUUUAUGGAGAUCAUGGUUAAAAUAAUUUCAAAAGUUGAAUUUUUUCAUUCGAAUUAUUGAUAUUUAUGCUUCUUUUUAGUAGUUUAGCUUUUUUUUUAUCAACAUUCAUGUCUCAAGAAAUUAGACUUCAAAAUUAAUUUGUUAUGGUUGGGCACAGUGAUUUGGGGUACAGUGAAUAGGUUGAUUCACUAUGCCCAAUUAAUGAACUUAAAGAUUAAAUUCAUGCAUUUUU
Hydra vulgaris (swiftwater hydra) is the source of this 2148-nucleotide messenger RNA. Its product is annotated as solute carrier family 40 member 1. The record is from RefSeq and is a predicted model, not a curated record. Gene Ontology annotation, molecular function: iron ion transmembrane transporter activity. Gene Ontology annotation, biological process: iron ion transmembrane transport. Lineage: Eukaryota; Metazoa; Cnidaria; Hydrozoa; Anthoathecata; Hydridae. Gene Ontology annotation, cellular component: membrane.